Molecule: messenger RNA, 954 nt
Organism: Ylistrum balloti
Lineage: Eukaryota; Metazoa; Mollusca; Bivalvia; Pectinida; Pectinidae
Exons: 2
Coding region: 1-954 (317 amino acids)
Source: RefSeq, a predicted model, not a curated record
AUGGGUGGUCGGGUGACGUCGUUGCAACGCACUCGCCUUUCACCUCGCCGUCCGGGGCCCGAUUCCCGGAAUGGACGUGAAGGUAUUGACACCUCGCCUCUAGAUGGCUCUUACACCUCGUCUGUGGACGGUAUUAACACACCGUAUGUAGAUGGUAUAGACAACUCUUCUGUAGACGGUAUUGACACCUCGUCCAUAAAUAGUAUCGACACUUCAUCUCUAAAUAGCAUUGGCAACUCGUUUCUAGAUGGUAUUGACAACUCGUCUGUAGACUGUAUUGACAACUCGUCUGUGGAUGGUAUUGACAACUCGUCUGUAGACGGUAUUGACAACUCGUCUCUAGAAGGUAUUGACAACUCGUCUGUAGACGGUAUUUGCAACUCGUCUCUAGAAGGUAUUGACAACUCGUCUCUACAUGGUACUGGCACUUCGUCUCUAGAAAGUAUUGACAACUUGUCUGUAGACGGUAGUGGCAACUCGUCUCUUUAUAGUAUUGACAACUCGUCUCUAGACGGCAUUGACAACUCGUCUUUAGAUGGUAUUGACAACUCGUCUUUAGAUGGUAUUGACAACUCGUCUCUAUACGGUGUUGACAACUCGUCUCUAGAAGGUAUUGACAACUUGUCUGUAGACGGUAGUGGCAACUCGUCUCUUUAUAGUAUUGACAACUCGUCUCUAGAAGGUAUUGGCGACUCGUCUCUAGAAGGUAUUGACAACUCGUCUCUAGAAGGUAUUGACAACUCGUCUACAGACGGUAUUGGCAACUCGUCUCUAGAAGGUAUUGACAACUCGUCUCUAGAAGGUAUUGACUACUCGUCUCUAGAAGGUACUGACAACUCGUCUGUAGACGUUAUUGACAACUCGUCUGUGGAUGGUAUUGACAGCUCGUCUGUAGAAGGUAUUGACAGCUCGUCUCUACAAGGUAUUAAACUACGUCUCUUGCUUGGACCUUGA